AAAUUAGAUAAGCUCAUAUUAUGGAUUCAACUAAGGAUAGAGUAGAAGGUACAAGAGCCACAGUUAUCGAAAUCAUUGGAAGAACAGGUUCUAGAGGUGGAAUUACAUAAGUUAAGGUUCAAUUGGUUGGCUAAUAAAGAACAUUGAUUAGAAACGUAAUGGGACCAGUCAGAAAAGGUGACACAUUGGAACUUAUGGAAUGUGAAAGAGAAGCCAGAAGAUUAAGAUGAUCUAAAGUACAUUAAAUAUACAAUUUGCCACAUAUUUAAUUAUUUUCUUUA
This is a messenger RNA of Paramecium tetraurelia, 281 nucleotides long. RefSeq lists its product as uncharacterized. Gene Ontology annotation, cellular component: ribosome; cytosolic small ribosomal subunit. The transcript has 2 exons. Gene Ontology annotation, molecular function: structural constituent of ribosome. The record is from RefSeq and is a predicted model, not a curated record. Gene Ontology annotation, biological process: translation; ribosomal small subunit assembly; maturation of SSU-rRNA. NCBI's taxonomy places the organism in Eukaryota, Ciliophora, Oligohymenophorea, Peniculida, Parameciidae.